AGUUUGUAUUGUACUAUGUGUUUGUUAUGUUUUGAUGUGGUAACAUUGUAAAAAUGAAGCAUACUAAUUAAAUCAGCUGUUAGAGUUACAUACAGUAUUAAUUUAUUGAGUGUCAUGAUAAUAUACACUAAAUAGGAUGAAAUAAAUACUACAUAGUCAGUAAAUCAAACAGUAACUAUUCAAAUAAAUAAAAGGCCGUUCUUGACUCUAGUUCCAUACAUAUUAAUUGGUUAUUUGGUAUUAACAGAUGAAAUUCAUACAUUCAUAACGCCAACUUAUAUGCCAGCUGAGGGACUAGACUGAUGGGAUAGUUUUAAAUUAAUAGACUUACAAAUAUGUCUUGCAUCAAAGAAGGCAAUUGGAUUAGAAGGUUCUCAGUAUCAGAUCCGUUUAAACAUAAUAAAGGAUUUACUCUGUACAAAAUAACGUCACUGGUCUAUCCAAAAAAGUAUCCUGAAGCCAUUACAAAAAUAGUGAUUUGGAAAAGAUACAAUGAUUUUAAGAAGUUGUAUAAGGAGCUGAAAGUAUGCCAUAAGAAGCUACAUCUUGACGAUGAAUUCCCAGCUUUUGUUAAAGCUAAGUUUUUCAGCAGAUUUGAAUCUGAUGUGGUUGAAGAACGUCGACAAGCUGCCUUAAAACUUCUAGAAUUUGUGGCACAGCAUCCUCCUUUGUUUACAUCUGACGUUUUUGUAAAAUUUUUUGAGACAGGGUACACUGUGGAUAGUGAGGAUGGGACAGUCAGUAAUACAGCUGUGAAACGAUCUGCCUCCCCCCUCCCUCUUCCCUCUGCGAGAGCAGACCCUGACACUGGACAAGUUCCAGUACCUGGUCAUGGCAGUUCGGACGAUGAUCACACAAGUUUCACCACUGACACUGAUUCUGCCAUUAGUUCUCCUGUUCUGGAUACAGAGCCAGACCGCUGUGAGAGCCCGUCAGUGGAAGAGGAUACAUGGAACAGUCGACAGCUGCAACCCUCACAGUCACAGACCACUCUCAGCAGUUUGGCCUCCGUAGAGAGCCUUUUUUCUCGACAGAUCCAAUCAUUCAAGAAUCGUUUUAUUAGCAUCACUUCUGAUACAAAUGACGCACGUCAGAAAGAGGCGGAAGUAUCCAGAUAUUGGACAGAAGCUCAGAAGGUGGUGACUACUGCAGAAGAGAAGGAGCGAGAGGGAGACUACCAGACAGCCUUCAAUUGUUACAAGGCAGCUAUUGCACAGCUUCUCAGUGGUGUACAGAAUGACACAGAUAGUGAUCGGCGAAAGCUGGUAAAGGAGAAGACGGCUGAUUACUUGUGCAAAGCUGAGUUCAUUGCUAACAACUUCUUGUCAAGCGACAGUAACUCUGUCAAGAAAACGGAGAGUGACAUUGUGCCACUGUCAAAAUUGUGGCAACCCCUCUCAGACCUGCAAUGGUUCAAGGUUGUUGGUGUUGUCGGCAAAGUUAUGCUAGUCAUUGAUUCACGCACUAAUUUCCUGUUUAUCGUAAAGGCACUUUACAAAUCCUCGUAUCCGAUAAACAAAAACAAAUGCUGCAUCUUCCCACGGCGCAUUCCGUACAUGGUGGAGCUCAACUCUAUAUUUGAGACUGACUCAUCUGUUUUUCUAGUCUUGCAGUAUAUCAGUGGUGGAAAGCUGUGGGACUAUGUAAGUCCAUUCUUCCACAAACCUCAAGAAACCCCAGUCAAGGCUCGUAGCAGCAACCCUUACUCGAGCCCUCACUGUCUGGAGCCAGAUCACAUAUCCGUAUCGACCUCUGACUCCUGCCCUUCCACACUAAACCUCCCAGCAACAGACUGUGAGGUAAGAUCGACAGUCUCCAGUCCUGGAAACAGUUAUUUGGACCUGAUCCGGGACUAUACGGAGAACAAACGUAUGGAACUACAAGGGAUCACUGAGUCCACACCACCUGAUGUUGUGAUAGAGAAACCCACAACAGUGGAAGAUACGCAAUCUACAGUAUACAAGAUUGUCAGUGAUACGUUGAGCAAUCAUAGCUGCAACAGUCGAAAGAACAGUCUACCUACGCUGACUGCUUCGAGCGAUAACUUGUACAGAGACGUGCUCACAUUGGUCAACUCAGAAUUUACACUGAACAUCGCUGACAGUGUUGACAUUGAGACUAAGGACCUUGUGGAACACGCCCAGAGACUGCUGCAGUCUGUAGAUGCAACACUGCUGGAGAGUGAGAAUGUGACAAGCCGAGUGGGGCUGACUGUGGACAGAGAACCUGACAGGCUAUCUGUAGCUUCCAACAACUCAGGCCGAUCUCUGGACGUCUGUCGCCUCGCACCCAACAUCAGUUCUAAGGGGUCUUCACCGUUAAGUUCUGUGGGACCUGAUGCUGCUCCGCAAUGGUGCCAGUUGGAAGUGAGUGGUGCUGGUAUUGCUGAAGAUACUGUCCGGCGCUGGGCAGCACAACUGUUGGUGGCAUUACAGGCCUUGCAUCAAAUGGGCAUUAUAUGUCUGGACCUGAAUCCGGAUAAUGUGCUGGUGUGUGGUAGCACCGUACGACUAACAUACUUCUGCAGUUUCCCGGGUGUGGAACCUCAGCUCAGUUCGCAGGCGUGUAGUCAGCUGUACACUGCGCCCGAGCUGUCUACUAUCUUCCCACCGACAGCGGCCGCUGAUUGGUGGAGUCUAGGCACUCUGCUCUACCAACUACUCACUGGGCAGAGCCUCUGUUCAUACUAUCCAAGCGGAGUCUUCUGUCACACAAUUCUUCACAUUCCAGAUACCAUAUCUGUUGAAGCUCGUUCACUUCUAAAAGAGCUCCUAAGGUACAACCCUAGCGAGAGACUCGGCUCUGGACUAUUAGGUGUGGAAGAGAUCAAAUCUCACCCAUUCUUUGACGGCAUCCUAUGGGAGCAGAUAUACAAUGAUGGGCUCAUGCCUGUCUAGUUAUGUUCCUAUACAUAUCUGACCUCAUUAUUUUAAGACUUUUUGUCCUAAUGGCAACAUUCUGUUUUUGUGUACAAAACAGUAGAUUUUAUCUGUUACUUGUCCUGAAUUAGUUUUAUUGUUUUACCUGUGAUAGUUUUUUUUUAACAACUUAACUGAACUUUGUUUAUUGUUGAUUUAUUUUUAAGACGUGUUACUGUGUGUUCUUGUUGUUAUUUAUAAGUACUUGGUUUUAUAUUUCUUUUUAGUACAUGUAUUUUAUGUAGACAUUUUCUAUGAAAUGCCAUUAUGUUUUUAUAACAUGUUAAUGUACAAUAAACCCUUUACACUCUAAAUAUUUUCUUUAAAACUCAUAUCACAUGAUAGAAAUUGAAGAUGAAGUAAAUGAUGACCUUUAUUAUGUAUAAUUUGAGUAAAACUUAAUAGUUCUUAAUACCAAGAUUUUAGUAUGCAAGUAUGAUUUCAAACCCUUUGAGCUGGUAGUGUUAAAGCAAUAGUAUACAAUUAUUACUGAUUCAAUCUAUUAAAUAUGUGUAUUGUGUAGAAAAAUUAUUAAAAAAUGUUUUGAAAGUUUAAAAAGAAAUAGAGAAGAGCUCAGAAAGAAGGUUAUUUGCAUGUCUGACUUCUUUCUGAGGUGCACAACUCUAUUCUAGUUUUUAAGAUGUCAUUUCCUACGAAAGUUCCAAAUAUCCUAUUUUACUCCCUUUAUCUUGAAGUUCAAACAAAAAAGCAAGUAGAAGUGAUAAUUAAAGCAUUAUAAGAACUCGGUCAUUUUAACAUAAAUGGAACCGAUUUAAAACAAUCAGAUUUUCUUGCAGUAUUGUAUUUUUUAUAAAGUUACAUAAAAAUUAACUGAAGUUUUAUAUAAGCUUUGCAUUAUGGAACAUAUAUUAUAGGAGUAUUAACUACCAGUUUUACAUAGUACAUGUUCAAGAUUCCUAAUUUAUUGGAACUCACUUGGCUUAAAUGUUGCCAGAUCGCUUACUGCGGCUUAAAAACAUAUACUAGUGGGAUAAUCCAAAUUUAUCAAAUUCUGAAUUUAAAAUAUUAUUAACCCUUUGAGUGCCAACGUCCGAUUUUACCGGACGACAAAAGUUGGCCGAAAAGUGCCGACGUCCGAUUUUACCGGACGUUCGGGAAAAAGUCACUAAAAAU
Messenger RNA from Homalodisca vitripennis (glassy-winged sharpshooter), 4052 nucleotides. RefSeq names its product ribosomal protein S6 kinase delta-1. Lineage: Eukaryota; Metazoa; Arthropoda; Insecta; Hemiptera; Cicadellidae. Gene Ontology annotation, molecular function: phosphatidylinositol binding; protein kinase activity; ATP binding. Gene Ontology annotation, biological process: protein phosphorylation. The coding region runs from base 336 to 2897 and encodes 853 amino acids. The record is from RefSeq and is a predicted model, not a curated record. The transcript is spliced from 18 exons.